AUGGCCUCAGGUGGCGGGGAUGGCCCGGGGAAGGUUACACAGUACCGGGUGGAACACCUCCUCUCUGCGGUGGAGAACGAGCUACAGGCGGGCAGCGAGAAGGGCGAUCCUACGGAGAGACAACUCAAAGUCGGCUUGGAUGAGAACGAACUCUGGCAGAAGUUCAAGGAACUCACGAAUGAAAUGAUAGUAACCAAAAAUGGCAGGUAAUCCAUUCAAUUGACAUGUUUUGUAUAUUUAUGUAUAUGGUUCAUAUAUUGUAUUAUUUUCGGUUACUUUACGCGUAUUAUUUAUAGUUCGGCAACAUGCUAAAAUUCUUGUGCCAAAUGGAACUAGAUGUAUAGCCUAUUAUCUAGAACGGUUGUAGGUCUUAAUUUAUAUAGUGAAGAAAGCAGGUAGGCCUAUAUCACAAAUAUAUAGCGUCAAACGCGUCUAUAACAUUGCUGUGAUAUCACAGUAAUAAAGAAAACAAAGAUCGCACACCUCAAUUCAUGCAUUAUAUUUAGAGUUUUUCUGUAACACCCAGGUUUACUAAUAUUCACAUAUAAAGUGAACCACGUGUUCGCUUGACAUUAGUAUCAAUAAUGCCCCUAUUGUACAAUAGAUUAUAGCUAUUGUAUUACAGCCAGUAUGAAAAAUGUAUGCACUCACUAACUGGAAGUCGCUCUGGAUAAGAGCGUCUGCUAAAAUGACUAAAAUGUAAAAUGGAUGAGAUAUUCUAUCUUCCUUUGCAUCCAAGGCGCAUGUUCCCGGUGCUGAAAGUGAAUGUUUCUGGGUUGGAUCCAAACGCCAUGUAUUCGUUCCUGCUGGACUUCGUGGCUGCGGACAACCACCGGUGGAAAUACGUUAAUGGGGAGUGGGUUCCCGGGGGCAAGCCCGAGCCUCAAGCCCCGAGCUGCGUAUACAUCCACCCGGACUCGCCAAACUUCGGAGCGCACUGGAUGAAAGAUCCGGUCUCAUUCAGUAAAGUCAAACUCACCAACAAACUCAAUGGAGGAGGCCAGGUUAGGACGAUAACAGUAAUCACUUCAAAUUACAUUUUAUAGACUUUUGAGUGCUUGUGUUUUUUCAAUGAUUAUCACUUAAAUAAUAUAUGCCAUUUAGAAGAUGCUUUUAUCCAAAGCGAAUUACAGUCAUGCUUGUAUACAUUUUAGGCUAUGUGGUCCCGGAACACUCAUCAAUUACAAUUGUCGAUUGAAAGAAAAGGUAUAUUUCCAACUGUAACAGAAAGCCUAUUAUUUAACUUUAGCUUUAUUUUUGGUACAUUUUUCAGAUCAUGUUGAACUCAUUGCACAAAUACGAGCCACGUGUCCAUAUCGUGCGAGUCGGAGGGCCGCAGAGAAUGAUCACGAGCCACUCCUUCCCCGAGACGCAGUUCAUAGCCGUCACUGCCUACCAGAACGAAGAGGUCAAUUGUUGUUUUACUGUAAUACAUUAUUUUAUAGACACUCUAAUGUUAAUAGUAAUGUGUGGGUUUUUUUUUGGGUCAUGCAUAACAAUACGAAUAAGUAGGACUAGAAGUGCACAACGUUGUAGACAUUUUGUUUUGGUAGGUUUUAGUGACAGGAUAUCAAACAAUCUUGUUUAUUAAGAUUCAUUAUUAGGUUUUUACCAAUUUUACAUUGUAUUUUUUCACUCCACAAUUUAGAUAACCGGUCUGAAAAUCAAAUACAACCCGUUUGCCAAGGCCUUUCUGGAUGCUAAAGAAAGGUAGGGCAGUUGCUUGCUCCAUUUUCUGCCCAUGAAAUAUAUAUUUUGUUAGAUUUUAUUUAAAAUAUAGAAGAUAUUAGUGAGCCUAGACUACGUUGUGUGGUUCAGUGGUAGAUUGGGAACAAGUGUUCCGUAGACAUGCUCUGAUUGGAAUCCCUCUCCACAGACCUGAUCAUAAAGAUGGUAUGGUUGACAGUGGCAACCAGCAGUCAAGCUACUCUCAAUGUAAGUGUUUGUACUUUUUUUGUGAUCAGCAUUUAUUCAACAUAUUUUUUUUUUAAAAUGGGAUUGAUACAUAUAAUAGGAUUUACAGACAGCACACUGGAAAUGUAAACCCUGACUAAGUAUUUUACUUUGAUUCUUUACUUUUAGUUCUCACUUCUUCAAUUUGCAAGAAAGCAUAUCAACUGCAGUUGUAAAAAAAAAGGCUUUAAAAAAUAAAUGUGAUCGAUUUAACACAUAGAAGAUAUAAAACUCGUAACAUAACAUGUCUCCAUGUUUCCCUGUGUUCCCACCAUACCACAGUGAGUGGAUGGUUCAUCCCAGGCCCUCCUUCUAGCCCUCACACCCAGUUUGGGAGCACCUUGUCCCUGUCCUCGUCCCAUGGCUGUGACCACUACUCCACUCUGAGAAAUCAUCGCUCCGCUCCCUACAGCAGUCCCUACACCCAUCGGACCACCUCCCCUAGUGAGUGUCUCACUCCCCUGUCCUCCACCACCCCUCCACAACCUCUCUACCACUCUACCCCCGCUCCCAACACCCCUUCCCUUCCCUUCCCUUCCCAUCCAGGAUAUAGCUACCAACACCCCUUCCCUGCUCCUCUACCCAUCCAGGGCAUAGCUACCAACACCCCUUCCCUGCUCCUCCACCCAUCCAGGACAUAGCUCCCAACACCCCUUCCCUGCCCCUCCACCCAUCCAGGGCAUAGCUACCAACACCCCUUCCCUGCUCCUCCACCCAUCCAGGACAUAUCUACCAACACCCCUUCCCUGCUCCUCAACCCAUCCAGGACAUAGCUACCAACACCCUUUCCUCCUCCUCUACCUCUAUCCAUCCUACCAACACCCCUUCCCUUCCCUUCCCCUUCCCUUCCCUUCCCUUCCCUUCCCUUCCCUUCCCUUCCCUUCCCUUCCCUUCCCUUCCCUUCCCUUCCCUUCCCUUCCCUUCCCUUCCCUUCCCUUCCCUUCCCUUCCCUUCCCUUCCCUUCCCUUCCUUCCUUUCCACCCCACCAUUAACAAGAAAGUCAAACAAAUGUGGCUGACCAGGAGAUGUUCUGCAUUCCUCCAGUCUUUGUGAGAGCAGGACACUCACAACUGUAAACAGCUGGUCUUCCAACAGGGAAUGCCUGGACAGAUGCAUAGUCAGUCACCCUCAACUUCUUCAACCAGUACUGUCAACGUGUGUGAACUGAAGACACCCCUAGAAUGACAUUUAGUAGGGAGCAAUUGACCGGAUUCAAAGCCUCUUUAGCCCCUUUUCACGAGAGAGAACGACAAAAUGUAUACCAGAAGAUAUGUUUCUGUUUCUGCACUUCUUUGUAUGACCUCAUGAUUGUUGUAUCUCCCGUGGUUGUUCUGUUGCAGUUUGUAGGAGCCUUAUGCUCAACAGGCAGCACAGAGGACUAACUAACUAACUAACUAACCUACUAACUAAGUAACUCAUUCUUGGUGCAGGCCCCAUGGUCUGGUGAUUUAGGCAACAGAGACCCGGGUAUCAUUUCAUCUCCCCUGUUGUUUGUAAUAAAGCAAAGAUGCCCUAAAAAAAAAAAGAAGGAAUCUUUAAAAUAAAGUCAUGAUUGGUUGUGUUGCAGCUGGUUACUCUGAUAGCUCCUCUGGCUGUCUGUCCAUGCUGCCCUCCCAUGACAACUGGUCCAGUCUGCAGAUUACGUCCCACUCCACGAUGCUGCCCGUGACCCACUGUAGCGCCGCUGGGACGAACUCCAGGUCGGUCGGUGCUCUCUCUCUCUCUCUCUCUCUCUCUCUCUCUCUCUCUCUCUCUCUCUCUCUCUCUCUCUCUCUCUCUCUCUCUCGCUCUCGCUCUCGCUCUCGCUCUCGCUCUCGCUCUCGCUCUCUCUCGCUCUCUCUCUCGCUCAUUCGUACUGUAGGGAUCUUUCAAGUAAAGUAUUACCAUGUAUUAUUAUAAGCCUUCUGUUCUCUCCUGUCCUCUCUGUAUCCAGCCUGUGGUCCGUCAGUAACCCGUCCCUGACCCCUGUCUCCCAGUCUGGGGGGAUAUCCAACAGCUUAGGCUCCCAGUUCCUGCGAGGCCCCAGUGGUAGCCACUAUCCUGGGCUGUCCCACUCUGUCACAGCGCCACCCGGUGGAUCCCCGCUGUAUGACGGCAGCACAGCCACAGAGGUGCAUGAUAGUACGACUCUAUCGCAUUAUGAUACAUCACCGCACCGUCACACACAACUGACAACAGUAUGGUCUCCUGUUACACCUCCUUCCCUGUAG
Coregonus sp. 'balchen' is the source of this 4163-nucleotide messenger RNA. NCBI's taxonomy places the organism in Eukaryota, Metazoa, Chordata, Actinopteri, Salmoniformes, Salmonidae. The record is from the annotation of a GenBank genome assembly.